GUCAGCCAACAAUCUCCUUCCUCAAGUAUUUAGUUCUAAUAAUGGGUCGGCCGGUGACGGAUGACGACAUCGGACUGAAGGUCCUACGCGAGCCUCGAGACACAGACACACAAGCUGCACAGAUUGUUGAUAUCGUCGCGAUCCAUGGCAUUGGGGCUCAUCCAGACGACAGCUGGUGCAAGAAUGUGGGCACCGUGCAGACCCCGCAGUGGGCCAACUGGCUUGAGAAGGAAGAUAUGCUGCCCAAGACGGCUCCACACGCACGCAUCAUGCGAUACGGAUACCAGUCUCAGUGGUUUGGCAAAGGGGCGAUGCGGCAGAAUGCCUCGACAGUAGCGCAGCGGUUGUUGCUGGCAUUGAGACGGAAAAGAGAGGGGUUCCCGUUUCGUCCGCUACUCUUCAUAGCGCACUGCUUCGGUGGGUUGGUAGUUCUAAAAGCCCUGCUCGAUGCUCAACUCGACGAGAAAGAAUGGCCUGGCAUAUUCGCGUCAACGACCGGCCUCGUAUUCUUUGGCACACCAUUUCGAGGGGCGGAGGGGAUGAGCCAGGUGGAGAUGCUUGAAGCGGCGAGAAGAGAAUACCACCAGGACGAAGUGUACACAGAUGUGCUGAAAAUCUUGGAGCCAGGGAAUGAAUUUCUUCAAGCAGUAGUUGAUCAGUUUGGAAAAACGCGGAGGCUUCCAAAUAAGGCACAGGUUGCGUGCUUCUAUGAGCUGAAGCCGAGCAAUGUAGGAAGGAUUGUGGGGAAGGAAGAUCGAGCGAGAUUUGUGGUAAGCGAGAGCUCUGGUUGCCUUGACUUAUCCGACUCGACGAGCAAAUUCUCGCUCUCACGGACCCACUUUAACAUGAACAAGUUUGGAAGUCCCACAGAGGAAGACUUUGAGACUGUAAGCGACGUAAUCAAGAGCAUAAUCGGAGCAUCUUACGAGCUUUUAGCGGCCCGGUUUCAGUGUAACUAGGCACCUUCGUACGCAAUGUUAUUUGAUAAAGGUUGACUAGGCUACAGACUACGGC
Messenger RNA from Lindgomyces ingoldianus, 1014 nucleotides. RefSeq lists its product as uncharacterized. Bases 42 to 959 code for a protein of 305 amino acids. The transcript is spliced from 6 exons. Lineage: Eukaryota; Fungi; Ascomycota; Dothideomycetes; Pleosporales; Lindgomycetaceae. The record is from RefSeq and is a predicted model, not a curated record.